Molecule: messenger RNA, 4402 nt
Organism: Astyanax mexicanus (Mexican tetra)
Lineage: Eukaryota; Metazoa; Chordata; Actinopteri; Characiformes; Acestrorhamphidae
Gene: usp42
Product: ubiquitin specific peptidase 42
Exons: 18
Coding region: 108-3761 (1217 amino acids)
Biological process (GO): protein deubiquitination; regulation of apoptotic process
Cellular component (GO): nucleus; cytosol
Molecular function (GO): cysteine-type endopeptidase activity; cysteine-type deubiquitinase activity
Source: RefSeq, a predicted model, not a curated record
GAUGGACCCGUGGGGUAACUACGUCAUUGUUCACCGCCGGACGCUGUGUGGAUAUUAGAAUGGAGGAACAGGAGUAAAUGGGAUUAAUAAAAUUACAGAAAUGAACAAUGACCAUAGUUGACAAAUCUUCAGAGAAGUCUGACCUUGAGUCAGUACGGUGCAAGCACUCAAGCUCCAUGACUCCUUUCUCCACUGGAGACAUGGAUGGAAGCAGUUCCAGCUGGAGUGUGGGCUCUUCAGCCACAGAGCUCUCAAGGGCCAAGACUGCCUGUGUGGCUCCCAGCAUUGGAGCAGCUGUGUACGCCAGCGACACAGGACACCCAACAGAGAGGCCCAAGGAACAUGUGGUGAUAACUUGUGGGGACGGCAUUGCUCUGCCCCAGAGGGUCCUGUUUCCAGCCGAGCGUCUGUGCUUGAAGUGGAACCAAGUCCAUCGUAUUGGAGCAGGUCUCCAGAACCUGGGCAACACAUGUUUUCUUAACUCUGCUCUUCAGUGUCUUACAUACACUGCUCCACUUGCAAACUACAUGCUGUCCAGAGAGCAUUCCAAAACAUGUCACGAACCUGGGUUUUGCAUGUUGUGUACAAUGCAGAACCACAUCACCCAGGUGUUUGCCAAUUCGGGCAAUGUCAUUAAGCCCAUUGGUGUUUUGAAUGAACUUAAACGGAUUGCAAAGCAUUUUCGUUUUGGAAGUCAGGAAGAUGCACAUGAAUUCUUGCGGUACACAGUGGAUGCUAUGCAAAAGUCCUGCCUGCCUGGAAAUAAACUGGACAGGCAAACACAGGCAACCACUCUUAUCCAUCAGAUAUUUGGAGGCUAUCUGAGGUCUAGGGUGAAGUGUCUAAAUUGCAAAGCAGUGUCUGACACAUUUGAUCCGUAUCUGGAUAUUGCACUGGACAUUAAGACGGCCCAGACUAUUACCAAAGCUCUUGAGCAGUUUGUUAAGCCUGAGCAACUUGAUGGAGACAAUGCCUACAAGUGUACCAAAUGUAAGAAAAUGGUUCAGGCCUCGAAAAGGUUUACCAUUCACCGCAGUUCAAACGUGCUCACCAUCUCCCUCAAGCGCUUUGCCAACUUCAAUGGAGGCAAAAUUGCUAAGGAUGUGAGAUACCCCGAGUACCUUGACAUGCGACCGUUCAUGUCUCAGUCUCAUGGAGAGCCACAAGUAUACGGACUGUAUGCUGUACUAGUGCACUCUGGUUUUAGCUGCCACGCUGGACACUACUACUGCUAUGUGAAGGCUAGUAACGGGCAGUGGUAUCAAAUGAAUGAUGCAUCAGUGUCUGUCAGUGACAUAAGAUCAGUCCUGAAUCAACAAGCAUACCUGCUCUUCUACGUUAGGUCAACAGAUCUGAAGAAUGGUUCAGAUUUUAACCACAUGAAUCGUACUCCUGGCCAGUCAUCCCCUCGCCCAGUUGUUACUUCUAAAAUGAAUGGUCCUCAGUAUACCUCCUCAUCCUUCAUUGGACCACAGCUUCCUCCUCACAUGUUAAAGCAGAAUAGCUCAUAUGUGAAUGGAAACGGCUCUUCGAAGGAGUACGCCUGUGGUUCAAAGCCCAGCAGCAGUUUCAGCAGCAGCAUGACCAAAACAGGCUCCAGUCUGUCUUUCCCUUCUUCUUCCUCUUCUUCGUCAUCAACCUCCUCUUCUUCCACGUCUCACCAACUUGUCCACCCCUCAAGCAUUCUUGAGCCACAGAAGAGGCCUAGGUUGACCUUUCUCAUUGGCCAGGGAAAGACUGUGCGUCCCAGCCAGACCCAGCCAAGCCCUAGCUCUUCUUCGACCUCUUCGGCCUCUCACGCUCAGCCACAGCCCUCAUCGUCUUCAUCUUCACAGUCUACCUCAGACCUCCAGAGCCCUGUGCAGGUUAAUGGUACAUCUACUGGCCACAGCGGAGCGGCUUUCCUGGUUCCUUACGGUCAGGAGUCGUCCGAGGAGUCUGACCAGGAAGGGGGAGUUUGGGAGAAUGGUAUAACUACGCCUUAUAGCGUUAGCAAGGCAGCCAAUGGGAAAAAUGGGGUGGAUGGUGUCUACUCCCAUAGUAGUUCCAGCUCAGUUGCCCCUAAGACUAACAGCUCUAACAGCUUCUCUGCAACACACGCACGUGAGAAUGGAUCAGGACAUGCUCACAAUGCUCAGAAUGGCCAUCACAAAGUUAAUGGCUUCAAGCAUGCUGAUAAGGCUAUGGGAAAUGGAGCUUCUGCAUCUUCUAUGGUCAGCCCCUCAAACAGUUUGGACAACUCCAAGCAAACUUCUAGAGUUGUGACAUGCUCCAAGCCUGUGUGCACUAAUGGCCCCCUCCUGCCAGCACCAAACACAGAAAGGACCCAGACUACACCACAGCCUGUAUCUGUUACUCAGAAUGCUCCCAAUCUGCCAUCCACAUCUCCACCUGGUGCAGAAUCAGCUGUGGAGAUGCUGGAUAAGCCAUGUGAGGAGACAUCAGCCGCUCAGGUGGACUCAACAGACAGAGUUAAGACGGAGUUGGUUCUAGGUAAUUGCAUCCCUGCAGUUAACAUCACUCCAGAACCCACUCAGGCUAAUGGGUCCAGUCUCAACCUGCGAUUAAUUGAUGGACAUGAUACUCCAAACGGGCCAAAGGCAUCCCCAGAGGCAUCUAGGCACAGUGGGGGUGUCGACAAAGAAGAAACGAAAGGCUCUCCGUCUGAGAAGCCUGGAUCUCGGGAAGAAAAGAGACUAGCAGAAGGCCGAGAACGGGAUUUGGACCGGUCUCAUGCUUCUGCUGCCACAAAGGACCGAGAUCGAGACAAGGAAAGGCACAGACAUUACAGAGAGCAAGAAGACAAAAGCAGAGAGAGGUAUGGACACAGCCAUCGACUGGACAGAGAUUAUUGUCCGCCCAGUCGAGAAAGGCACUACAGAGACCGAUCAGUAGAUAGACAUUGGGACAGACAUGCUUACUACCGUCGAGACAAUUACUACCACAAAAGAGGCAGGGAAGAGCGCAACUGGGAGCGAGACAGGAGAUACCAACCCAGUGCUUACGACGGCUACUCGCGUUCGACUUUCCACCACUAUCGGGACGGAAGCUCCAGCCACUGGCGGCGUGUGAUGGAAAACGGCCGUGACAGGUGGCACCACAAUGCAGUGGAGAGCAGCUCUAGAGCAAAGUUCUCACCCCAGCGCUCCGUCAGCCCUGCAUCCAGACCCUUGUCUAGAAAGCGCAGCCUGUCUGUUGAUGAUGAGGUUUCUGAGGAGCACAGGGCUAAGAAACACAAGAAAUCAAAGAAAAAGAAGAACAAAGACAAGCACAGGACUUCUGAAAGGGAUGUGGCUGACAGGAACGGGGACAGCAACUCCUCGCGCCACAAAAAGAAAAAGAAGAAAAAGAAGAGGAGGCAUGAUGAGGAGGAGAGGAGGCAUGCGGAGAGCCGUGACUCCCACAGUUCAGAAGAAAACGAAUGGAAGCCUCGGAGCGCCGAGGAGAGAGGGAACCGCAAGCACCACCGCAGCUCUGACAGGGAGGAGUCUCCCCUCACCAUUAAUCAAGAUCAAACUGAGGACCAUGCGCGACUCAAUGGUCACUCAGAUAGUGGCAUAAGCCCUUGCAAUGGAAGUGUUCAUGGAUUCUGUCAUAAUGGCACGGAUGAGCAAGUGAAAUACAGACACUUGAUUCACACUUCCUUUAACAGCAGAGAGCAGACAGGCUCAUGUGGAGGAGAAAAUGGAGACACAGGCACUGUGUGCCAUACAGCUGUUGCCUCUGCAGAUACUUGGAACACCACGAACACAAACUUGUGAAAAAGGAAAAACUCUACAGCUUCAGAACGAGCUCCUAAACACUGAAUGGGUGCUUUAACAACAUACUGUAUUUUUACCACAAAAAAAUGUUUUAAAGAUUUUUUUUAGAGGUUCAUUUUUUUUUCAUUUUCUACCAUACUGUACAGCUGAACUUUAAAACAACUCAAUGAAAAAAUAUAAUGAUUAAUAUAUAAACGAUUUAACACAGAAGACGAAGAAGAAGCCUGGAGCUUUAACAUCAGAAUUGCUGCUCAGACAUAGACUCAGGACUUUCUCACUUGUGAAGAUGAGACGAUUUCUCCCUUUAAGGACGCAAAACCUGGAAGUGAGAAGAAAACUCAACUAACAUGCUGCAUAAGAGGAGAAAGACUGUACUCGUCUCCCGGCUUCGAGCUAUGAUGUCACACCUCUCACAUAUCUGUUAAGAACUUUCUCAACAGAGCAGACUUUGCUGUUGCUAUGUGUGCACUUACACACCAGUUAACCUGGACACACUUGAGGACACCCUUGACAUCUGCUUUGCUUUUUUUCAUCCUUUUUCCUUUUCUUUAAAGCUCGGGACUGUCACUCUCCAGGAAUCAUUUCAUGGCAUUAUUCUCUCUUUUUCUUGUUAUAUUCAAAAAUACAUUUUCAUUGCAUCA